Molecule: messenger RNA, 1545 nt
Organism: Penicillium argentinense
Lineage: Eukaryota; Fungi; Ascomycota; Eurotiomycetes; Eurotiales; Aspergillaceae
Exons: 3
Coding region: 1-1545 (514 amino acids)
Biological process (GO): transmembrane transport
Cellular component (GO): membrane
Molecular function (GO): transmembrane transporter activity
Source: RefSeq, a predicted model, not a curated record
AUGGGUGACGGUAAAGGUAAUGGAGAUGUCAUUCAAGACCACGAAAUCUUGACUGGCAAGGAUGACACCAGGAGCGGCAAGCUGGCCGAGCUACAUCAUCUCAGCGAGGAGGAUCAGGUAUUGGAGAAAAAGCUGUUGCGGAAGAUUGAUUUCCUCGUCAUGCCAUUGAUCGUGGUCAUCUACCUCAUGAAUUUCAUCGAUCGAAACAAUUAUGCGGCUGCGAGAUUACAGGGCUUGGAAGACCAUCUCAACCUCACCUCGGAGAGAUAUCAGGCUGGCCUUGGAAUUUUCUUUGUCGGAUAUAUCCUCGGCAGUAUCCCAUCAAAUCAGAUCCUGAAUUAUACCGGUCGCCCAUCGCUCUAUCUGGGCCUGUCAACAUGCGCCUGGGGUCUCGUCUCUGCUCUGACAGCCUUAGUCCAGAGCUACGGAGGCAUUCUAGGCUGCCGUCUAGCACUGGGAUUCGUCGAGGCACCCUUCUUCCCAGGCGUACUUUUCUACCUGUCGAAAUGGUACACCAAGACAGAACUCAGCAUGCGCAUGUCCAUUUUCUAUAUCGGCUCGCUGAUUGCUGGGGCACUGGGCAGUCUCAUAGCGGCAGGGAUUCUCCAUGGGUUGGCCGGGAAGAACGGAUUGCCAGGCUGGCGAUGGCUGUAUAUCAUCGAGGGAGUAAUUACAGUCGUGCUGGGACUGCUGGUUGUCUUCAUGCUGCCGGAAUUCCCGCAUACCUGGAAAAGUCUGUCGCCCGAGUUGAGGCGCAUUGCGAAUCGCCGGAUGGCCAUUGAGGCCGCCGAGGCCGACAUCGACGAAGAAAAAGGCAUGUCGCAAGUCAAGGGGUUUAUGCUGGCCAUGAAAGAUAUCCGUGUGCAUGUGCUGGCCUUUGCUUUCAUGUGCAAGUCGGCCGCAGGAGGGUUUUCCUUCUUCUUCCCGACUUUAACGAGCACGCUGGGCUAUAAUAACACCAUAUCGCUGUUACUCUGCGCGCCUCCCUAUGUAUUCGUGGCACUUUGGAGCGUGGCACAUUCGUGGGCAUCCGAUCGUCUCCGCAAGCGAUUCUGGUUCCUGAUGUAUCCCAUGCCAGUCGUGAUCGUCGGCUGGAUCAUCUUCAUGACCACCGACUCCUUCGGCCCUCGAUACCUUUCACUAUUCCUCAUGCUGAUGAUCUUCUCCAUCAACGGCACCUUCUUCGCGUGGAUUGCGACCAGUAUCCCCCGACCACCAGCGAAGCGCGCUGCUGCAUACGCGUAUAUCAACGCCAUCGGUGGUAGCGCCUCAAUUUGGACGCCGUUCACCUAUCGCGAUGAGGACAAACCGCACUACCGUCCGGCACUUGGUCUCAAUAUCGGUUUGUGGCUGGUCACGGCGGCGUGCUUUGUGUUCAUGUUCUUUAGCCUCACGCGGGAGAAUAAACGACUGGAUCGUUUGGAGGACGAGGAUGUGCCGUUGAGUGCGGAGGAUUUUGCAAAGCUGCAGCAGACUGCCGAGGUGGAAGGUGUAGAUAUCGCAACGGCGCGGCGGCUGCAAAAGAAUCAUCGGUUUGUGAUUUAG